Siniperca chuatsi (mandarin fish) is the source of this 8041-nucleotide messenger RNA. RefSeq names its product osteocrin (gene ostn). The coding region runs from base 4178 to 4627 and encodes 149 amino acids. The transcript has 4 exons. Gene Ontology annotation, biological process: hormone-mediated signaling pathway. NCBI's taxonomy places the organism in Eukaryota, Metazoa, Chordata, Actinopteri, Centrarchiformes, Sinipercidae. The record is from RefSeq and is a predicted model, not a curated record. Gene Ontology annotation, molecular function: signaling receptor binding.
AAAUACAUUAUGUGAGAAUUAAUAAUUUAAGUGAAGGCUGCUUGCCUAUUAUAUUAAUACCAUGUUGAAACUUUUGUACACACACACACACACACACACACAGGGCAUGAGGCUCAACAAUUCAAAGUGUCGUCCUGCAGACAGCAAGGCAGGGAAAAGUUGUUGCAAACAGGCUUACAUUUAUACAAAGAAACAGGGAUAUCAGAAACAACAUCAUGAACUGAGGACAGUGUGUAUUGUAAUGACCAUGAGAGGAAAAGUAUCAGUUUUGGGGAACGAAGCAGAGACUUUACAAACAGAGGAAGUGUAGGAUUCCUCCACCAGGGCGCUGUCUCCGCUCGAAGGGUGGACUAAGAGCUAAGUCUAAACCACAGCUCCAGAUAGAUAGUUGUACAUUUAAAACUCGGUGUGAUGUUAAGAAGAGCACUCUUUUUUAGGAUGAUGGCUGCAGAUUAACAGCUUGCUGACUGUGGUUUUCUGAAUAGAAAAGAUCCUUGUACAAGAUGCUUUUGAUCCUCCAAUGCCUUAAUAAAUGCCAAAUUAAGGAAAAGCUUCUCUCCAGACUUUUCUUUUGCAACGCGCUGACAUUUACCUACCUAAUGUUUUUUCAUUCUAGUUUUUGUUGUUGAAACUGACACUGAUCCAAACCUGGUGAACACGAAACUUCCUGACCCACGGCUUGAUCAGUUUUUCAGAAAUAAAGACUCGUUAUAGUUUCGUGUUUUUGAAGAGGAAGAGCUGAUCUGAGAGCUGCAGAUCUACACGGUCUGUCCGUCUUUCUGCAGGGAUUCACAAUUAUCCUCCAAACUCACUGUUACUUUUUCCAGCACUGUGUGUGUGUGUGUGUGUGUGUUGCACUUAUCCUGGUUAACCAUGCAGCCAUUAUGAUGCCUCUGAUAAUCAAUCUGCUUCUACUUACCUGUAUUUAAAUCCAUGUACUCUGGUCCCAUAGCAACAGGGAGGAAGGGGUGAGGUGGGGGUGGUCAGGGGGGUAACAUGACAUCACCGCGAGCAGAGAAGGUCGUCACUAAUUUAAGGGCAGGCGGACAGGGUUUUUUCCGUCAUUAUUAGCGUGUUAGCUGCAGUGUCAUUAUUAUUAUUAACCCAGGUGUGUUUUCUCAAUGACCCAAUCCUCCGUCCUGAAUGAAUGGAGCGAAGGAUGAAUGGAGGAAUGGAGCGGAGGUCGUCCAGCCCCAGGGGGGACGCCGACCAUGGGAGAGGGCCCCGUUGCCCCUAGCAACAGCAAAACAAAGGGGGGAAAAAAGUCACCCGGAAGACAAACUGAACCUCCAUCACCAAGAGAGGGAUCAACUCAGAGUUUAACGCGGGACAGAAACAGAUCAGAUCACAUGUUACAACGUGGGCCAGGUCUAACUGGGUCAGGAAGUGUCCUGGGAAAGGCUGCAGGUCUUUGGUCUGCUGGCCUUCUUGUAUUUAAAAUGUUUGGUACGAACUGAACCUGACGCGUCACACAGCUCAUGCACAGAUAGUCUGCCGCUCUCCACGGAAUUAUAAAGCCUCAAUCUGAAUGAAUUUAAAUAUUUUACAGAAAUUAAAAGUAAAAUGGUCGCCGUGUUAGUGAGACGUGCAUCAUAAAUGCACAUUACAGUACGCGUCUUGCGUUUCCCUGCGCGGGAUCAAAAACAUUUUCCUUAUUUGCUUAGAGGUUGCUCGUGUUAUAAAGUGCGUUUGAAGCUCGUCACACUGCUGCAUAAGCUAGCGGUGGAUUUAGCUAAUGUUACAUUUUGUCUCUUCCUGCCAACAUCGCGGUACGAUUUUAAGGUUGUUUUAACUCUGAAACUCAGAGGCGUUUUGUCCAGCUAGAGAUCAGCCUCAGGUCACCGUGGUUACAAGUCCUUUUCUAAACUUUGAGCGCAGCGGAAAGGUGUGAAAUCCGGGUGAUAGCGCCAUGGAAAGGUUCGACGUCUCGGCUCUCUCCACGAGGAAACACUGACUGAAAGGUUCCCUGCGUAGUUUUCUGGUAAACAAACAAACUUAGAUUUACUUUAGAAUAGCAUUUAAAAAAAGAUAUGCUUUUAUUUUUUAUACCAAACAAUAUAUCAACAAAAUGGAGAACUGCUCUAAAAACCAGAUCCCCACAGCGUGGAGACGAUCACCAGCAGAUCUAACUCCGCCUGUCGAUCAACAACAUUCAGACUCACCUGGCUGUUUUGGUUCAGUGCCUGAAUUUCAUACCUGCCGUCCUCUUUGUCUUUCACCAACAUGCUGUUCGUGUUAGCUGCUUUAUUUUGCUCUAAUUUAAUGUUUGUCGUGAUAUUUCUGUUAAUCGACUUCGCAGCUGCAAACGCCUCUGGCUCUCACUCCCGCCUACAAAGCUCUGAUCGGCUCUGUUGUUUUGAGGAACACGGCAGAAAUAUCUGAAUUGAAAGAAUCGGAGAUGUGGGCAACAUAAAAGUAAGAGGCUGUGUUAGUCGCAGCUCGACGGUCCGGGACCGUGUGUGGAAGAUAUUCUCGAUGUUAAUGUUUAUUUUAAAGACUGCCUUGCAGGAGCGACGGAGGCUUGAGGACAGGAGCGGGGUGAGGACGGACGGGAGGAGAGAAGAGGUGGGGUUGCUCCCAGGAGGUUUCAUUAACAGGUAAUGGUCCUGAUGAUGAAAUGUCAGACACACACAGUGGAAAAGAAGGGAAGCACAGGAAGUGAUGUCACAGGAGCGGAGGCUGCUUAUUGGACAGGAGAUUCCCGGGCAGCUGCUAUAAAACCUGAUGUACAGACAUAGAAACAGAGACGAGCCGACGCAGCAGGACAGACACACUCCUCCUCCGAGAGACUCGACUCCAGACUGAAGGUAGACGCUGCUGUUUGUACGUGUGUGUGUGUGUGUGUGUGUGUGUUGCAGGUGUGCACAGGUUCAGACUCCUGCAGGUGUUACAUUUCAAAAUAAGUCACGCUUCAGUUUUUAUUUUUUUUAUCUCAGUGUCCCAGAUUUGCAGUUUGAGCUGCUGCAGGAUAACAACACUUUUUCACACAGUGAAAGUUUCACUGCGAGCGUCACUCGAGCUGCUGCAGCUCUUUUCUCGUGAGGUUGAUUAAUAACAGUGAAUGUAAAUCACUGCUGCAGAAACUGCUCUCUCUCUCCUGGCUUAUUUAUUUUUAUGCUUUCAGCAGCUCUUUGCAGCUGUUUCUAAGCUGGAGCCUUUUCUACGAAAUGACCUUUUGCAUUAUUUUAUAAUCUUAUUUCUCUUCAAUUCUGAUUCGUGGAUACUUUGUUACUGCAGUCUUUUGUAGUGAAACAAAUUAAAUUCUUGAACACAUGCGUUAAGGUUUAAUGGCUUGUUAAUUUCAUUUUCUCUUAGUGUCAGAUUUUUGCAAAGGAAAAUGUUUAACAAUCUCCAGACAAACAUGUCCAGCGUUCAGGUGUUCGUGUGAACAUGAGCUGAUGUUCAGUCUGCUGCGGGGCUGCGGGGAGGAAACACGGGGUAUUUUUGUGAAUGGAAGAAUUUGCAGAGUGUGUGUGUGUGUGUGUUUUUAUGUCCUCACACGUGCAUGAAUGAGAGCUGCAGUACGUCAGCAUCAGCAGUGGUGUGAAUGGGAGAAGUUCACCGUGUGUGUGAGCAUGACUGUGUGUUUUAUUAUGUACGUGUGCACGUGUGUGAGCGUGCACAAACGUUUGUGCAUCAUCACGAUUGCGUGUGAUGUGGACAGGUGUUUGUUUCUGGUGUGUGUGUGUGUGUGUGUGUGUGUGUGUGUGUGUGUGUGUGUGUGUGUCGGGGAAUGCAGGAGUGUGCACGUCACUGAGCGUACAUGUGACAGUCAAAAGACAUUUAUUUGCAGGGAUGGAAAAUGCUAAAAUUAGCCGAUGUUGCUGGACAAUACACUUCACCUGUCAGCUGAGCUAAAAGUGUCUAGCUGUGUGUGUGUGUGUUAGUGUGUGUGUGUGUGUGUGUGUGUGUGUGUAGUGUGUGUGUGUGUGUGUCACUGGAAAAGUGACAGAAUGAUUUUAUACUCGAAAGUUUGAUUUUUAAAUGUGCUGUUGAUGGACGAAGGCGACAUUUGUCACCUUUUAAUGUCGCUGCUGUUGCAUUCGGGUGCAGCUGGGAAAGUGUGAACUUCAAAUUGGCUGCUGAACACGGCAUAUUAUAGUGGAGGCACCCACCUCACCUGAGAUAGAGAUGUCAGUCUCGUGAAAUCUAAUAUUCGGCUCAUUCAGACGCCGAGAUGCAGCACCUGAACAUGUUGUUGCUGCCGCAGAUGCAGUUCUGUGGCUGUUUGCUGCUCUCCUUCCUGCUGUCCAUCACCGUGCUCCACUGCAGCGUCGACGGCUUCAGAGUCCAACGCCACCCUGCUCAGCAUGUAGACCGGCCCAUGUCGAGGUCUCCGGCGGCUCUUCGGCCUCGUCCUGGAGGGGUGAAGGCAGGGGAGGAGCUAACGGCAAAGCUGCUUCGAUUGGACGACCUGGGGGGGAUGGAGAAUGAUGUCAUGGAGCCAAAGAGGAAGAGGAGUUUCCCCGGCAACAACGCCCCGCUGGACCGCCUGUCAGUCAGCUCCAUGGAAACCAAACAGGGAACAAACAAGCAGAGCAAAGCAGUUGAGUUGCCACGGCGACGAGUCAAUCCGCCUCCCAUCGACAGGAUUGGAACGAGUCGUCUACCAAACAGUCGAGGGUAGGCCACGCCCCCUCCCUCUGACAGCCCGCCCCCUUCUCUACAGCGCCCUCCUCUGGACAGAGGAAUCACCACAGAUGCAUGAAACACAGCCAAUCACCUGCUGAGCCACGCCCACCACCUGCCAAUCAUCCACCUUCACUCCACCGCCUUCACUCCACCUGAAAGCCCCCCCGCCCCCCGCACAGCGAUGAAUGUUUAAUGAUGGUGCAUUCAGGUGCUGCUUGGUAAAUUUAUCACACGUGUCUGAGAAGUCAGGACCAAAGCAAUGAGCAUUUUGUUUUGUGACACACGUGGUUUGAUCCAGUGAUCAGAUUUCAUGUUUAUGUCCAAAGCAGCAGAAAGUCUUAGUAUGAAACCGAAAACGUUCAAAACCUGCCUUUAGAUUCUACACAAUCCUCCAGAGAACAAGAAAACCGUCUCCACUAACAGACAAGUUUUAGAUUUCAUCCUUCAGGAAGUCCAUUCAUGGCAGAUUUGCUCGGGAUUCAUAAACGUAUUUCUGAAUAUAAAUUUGGUAAAUCUCAAUAUGCAUUUCAGAAAGUGAAACUGGGUCGUACUUUGUUUUUUAAAGUAGAAUUUGAUCAAACUGAAUUCAAUACUCUGAAGAGGGUAUCGCAUCUCAGCACCAACCGAAAUGUGCCCAAAGCAUCAAACUGUCCAGCACUGACAGUCGACUCGGAUCAUAACCUUGUUGACUUAUUCUUUGAUCAGAUAGUUUAAGUCAUAACUUUAGACAUUUGUCGUCCCUGCGUCAGCCUCUAGCACUGCCUACUUCACCAAGAGGCGCGACGACUGUCACUUUAAAUUCACAUUAACUUCCUGGUACGCACAUCGAGGUGCAGUUGAAUUGGUUAAAAUCUGUGUUCGUCAAAUAUUCUGGAUGUUUUGUCUCAGAAAGCUGAAUCUGAAUUCGAGCAUCGAAGUGCGUUUACAAAGUUUUGUAAACUUUAAAUUUCGUUCUGACAGAAAAUUAAUCCCAUUUCAGGAAAUCACAAAUUAUUUUUUGGUCAAAGUUGAAUAUUUUCCUGCUGCCACAGAUGUUUUUGAAAACUGACUGAAACUCAUGAACUGUUGGAUGAAACUUUCUUGUUUUUUAGGGUAUCACCUGAAUGCAUCAUCCCUCCUGUGACUCUGACUGGAGGCGUCUGCCGCCUCGACGCUGACACGCGUAAUUUUUUUCCAACUUUUUUGUGUCAAGUCCCGCCCUACUGCGCUGUGAUUGGCUCGUCACUUCGACGCGUCCUUGUGAUUGGAUGCUAGCCCCGCCGUUUUUUAGGAAAGUCCUGCUCCCAACACUAGUGACGUCGACGAUAACGUGACAAUAAUAUAAUACAAAUAUAUUUUAAAUCCUUUUAUCUACAGAGUUUAACUCCUUGUUCAUGUAACAUUUGCUUCUCAGCAAAUCAUCAUUCAUUCAUCAAUGAACACAUGACAGCCAUGUGUUGCCAUGGAGACAAACAAAGGGUUAGAGGACUGUAUAAGGUAACACGAGAGGCUAAAUUAGUUAAAAAUAACAUGUUUUAUCUCGGGAAACGGCUGUGCUUAUUAUCUGAACCUAGGCCCUCAGAAGUGUCAGUGUGCUAAAUAAACUCAUCUUUCCUAUUUCAUAAUAAAUUAACCAGAAAAUGAAGGCAGUAAGUCACAGGCGAGAGAUCCGACAGCUAGCAUCCAACCACAAGGGCGCAUCGAAGGAACGAGCACUCGCCAAUCACAGCGCAGCAGGGCGGUGACCUGCCGCGAAGACAAAUAACGCAGCUGAAACUGAACAUCUGACGUGACUUUCUGCCUCGUAGCUGUUUCUGUCCAGCAGGUCUGACUGCAGGACGACACGCUGAGCGACGGCUCCACUGCACCGGUGCAUUACACGGUAGAGAUAGGAGGACUUUACCAAGCGACCACAAUCACGGUUUAACGUUGAAGCCACUUUAUAGCGAGCAGCGUCCAGUGGCCAUUAGAGGAACUGCACCUUAAACGCUUGAAGGGAAAGUUCAAUAUUUUGGGAAAAAAAAAACUUAUUACGUGUCAUUACAUUUUUCGAAGCAUGCAGUGUUCAAACUGUCUUCUAUCAGCCUCAUAUGUGUGUGUUAAGUCAUUUGAGUCAGGACAUGGUUAGCCUAGCUUAGCAUAAAGCCUGGAAGCAGUUGGCCUGUUCAAACAUGCACCUCUACAGCUCACUGAGUUAACGUGCUGCUGCUGCUUCUUUGUUUAAUCUGAACGUGAACAGAAAAGGAGGAACCACAGUUUGUGCUUUAAGAACAGCCUCUGGUGAUGUACCAACAAUCGACCAAUCAGACUUUUGUAGGCGGAAGCAAGAAUGGGGACGCCACAAGCGUCGAUGAGAUCGACGUAGCUGAAUGUUGCUUUCGUCGACUUUUAGAAAUAACUCUUUGACCUAUUUCUUUAAUCAAUGUGACAGACGUUAGACUAACUGCUCCCAGCGUCGGUGUCAACUGAACAUGACGUUGGAGGGAUGAAUAUGUCACUACUGACGAACACAAAGUCAAAGAAACGAAUCGGCAGUUCAGUCUGAUGAUCGAGCUGCAGAUACGGUCAGUGAGUACAGGAUUUGGUCUCUGUACCGAAUCUUGCAACCUCACCGGACGGCAAGAUGUCAGGAAGCUGCGCAGGCUGUUUAACGAGAAAUAGUUCCAGCGUGUAACUCGCCCUAACGUCUGCCGUCUUUACGGUUCAGUUUGUGUUCAGAUGAAACAAACGAGACACAACAUGUUACUCAGUGAGCUGUAGAGCUGCUGGUAGGCGUAUUUUGGACUUUGGACAGAGCCAGGCUAGCUGUUUCCCCCCGUUUCCAGUCUUUAUGCUAAGCUAAGCUAACCACAUCCUGACUCCAGCUCUGUACUAAGCACACAGACAUGAGAUUGAUAAGUCUCGGAAAGACAAGAAGCCAAAAAUGUUGAACUAUUCCUUCAAAUAACACACAAAAAAACCCGGCCAGAUCUUUUGCAGCCUCAGGCUACGACUCAAGACAGCGAACAGAUGUCUGAAGCCUCGACGUGAAAACAGAAGAAGACAUUUUGUUGAAUUUAUGACGGCUGAUUCUGUGACCUCAUUAAGGUUUCUGUUCCACGUCAGAUAUUAACGGAAAGCGUUCAAAACAUUUAAAACCACCAGAAUGUUCCUCCGACUGACCGUCGCAGCCGCGUGCUGCUUCCUGUCCGCAGCCUUUAAAGUCAGCUGGCUCAGGUUCAUACGAGUGCUGCAUCAGCACAAUAUUACUGUAUGACACGAACCGUAGAUGUGAUUUAAAGGCAGGCUGAGUCCGGUACGACUCGCCGGUGCAGUGGAGACGGUUUCCCCGUCGCUCCUGUCUACGCUCAGGCCUGUUCCACUGAUUCUGUUUUUAAAUGCUUCUUACUGCCUUAAGUUUAAUUGUGCACAAUAAAGAGUAAAUGAUCAA